Messenger RNA from Brassica rapa (field mustard), 5066 nucleotides. RefSeq names its product phospholipid-transporting ATPase 6. Gene Ontology annotation, cellular component: plasma membrane. The record is from RefSeq and is a predicted model, not a curated record. Gene Ontology annotation, molecular function: ATP binding; magnesium ion binding; ATPase-coupled intramembrane lipid carrier activity. Gene Ontology annotation, biological process: phospholipid translocation. Lineage: Eukaryota; Viridiplantae; Streptophyta; Magnoliopsida; Brassicales; Brassicaceae.
AUUAACGGUUUGCUUAUGAGCGAAUGUAACACAAAUGUAUGAACUUUUCAUUUGCGUUUGUAGCGUGAGAUUAUCAAUAAAACUUUGUGAAAUUGAGUGAUUUAAGAUGAGUAUCAAUAGAAAGCUAAAACCGAGUGCCAAACCGGACGUUAGUAGAGAUUUACAAUUUGAUGCAUAAACCAAAACGAACCUAACCGUUUUUAGAGCCAUUUGCUCGUGUAGUUCACUUGUAUGUCAGGCAGGCAUCGUCAGUACGGAAGAUCUGAGUCAUAUAGCAAGCAGUCAGUGUGUGUAUAUUCCAUUAUAAAUAGUUUAUAAAUAAAAUCUAUAAAAUUGUUGGUUAUAUUCGACAUGAGUCGUGUUGAUUUGCUGUAGAUUCAAAAGAAAGAUAAUUUUGUAAACAAAUCAUGCACUCAUCUUUAUUUUAUUUCGUGUUUUUAGUUAAUAUAUAAAUAAUGAAGAAAGUGGGUAAUUUCUAAAUUAUUAUAAAUAGGAGGAGCUAGGCUGAAUGAGAGAGACAGAGAAGGGAAACAAAAACCGUACGUUGGUUUUUGAGUUGCAGAGUGUGUGAGAGAGUGAAGGAGGAGAAGAGAGAAAGGUUAACCUCUCUUCCGUCUUUAGAGAGAAAGAGAAAAAAAAAAAGAAAAAGAGGGGGCAGCCUCUCCUUUUCCUUCCACAUUUUCGAUCUCUUUCUCUCCCACCGCUCCUUCCUCUUCUCACAUCGACGAUCAACGCUUUUUCUUUUCCUUUUUUUUUCUUUCUCGAAACGCGUUUCUUUCUUCGUGUUGAUCAUGAACGAGCCUCCCGCGUCCAGUAUCGAGGAUUUCUUCAUCAACAGUUAAAAAAAAAGCUUGUCUUUUACAUAUUGAAGAAAUGGCUCGUCGUCAUAGAAUUAGGUCAAGAAUCAGGAAAAGCCAUUUCUACACCUUCAGAUGCCUUAGACCCAAAACUCUCGACGAUCAAGGCCCUCACGUCAUCAACGGACCAGGCUACACUCGCAUCGUCCACUGCAACCAGCCUCAUCUCCACCUCCUCACCAAGCUCCUUAGGUACCGAUCAAACUACGUAUCCACCACCAGGUACAACAUGCUCACAUUCUUGCCCAAAUGCUUGUACGAGCAGUUCCACCGCGUCGCCAACUUCUACUUCCUCGUCGCUGCCAUCCUCUCCGUCUUCCCUCUCUCCCCUUUCAACAAAUGGAGCAUGAUCGCUCCUCUUGUCUUCGUCGUUGGGCUUAGUAUGGGUAAAGAGGCCCUGGAGGAUUGGCGCAGGUUUAUGCAGGACGUUGGGGUAAACUCCAGAAAAUCUAGCGUUCACAAAGGAAAUGGUGAAUUUGGUCGCAGGACGUGGAAGAAACUCCGCGUAGGAGAUGUGGUGAGAGUUGAGAAAGAUGAGUUUUUCCCAGCUGAUUUGUUCUUGUUGUCGUCUAGCUACGAGGACGGGAUCUGUUACGUGGAGACGAUGAACUUAGAUGGAGAGACUAACUUGAAAGUUAAGAGAUGUUUGGACGUUACUUUGGCUUUCGAGAAAGAUGAAUCUUUUCAGAGUUUCUCCGGAACGAUCAAAUGCGAAGAUCCGAAUCCUAACUUGUAUACAUUCGUUGGGAAUCUAGAGUGUGAUGGACAGGUUUAUCCGCUAGAUCCUAACCAGAUUCUCUUGAGAGAUUCUAAGCUGAGGAACACGAGCUAUAUCUACGGUGUUGUGGUCUUCACCGGUCAUGAUACAAAGGUUAUGCAGAACUCUACAAAGUCUCCUUCCAAGAGAAGCAGCAUUGAGAAGACAAUGGACUAUAUAAUAUACACUCUCUUUGGACUUCUUUUGUUCGUCUCCGUCAUCAGCUCUCUAGGAUUUGCCGUGAUGACGAAACUCGUGAUGGCGGAUUGGUGGUACUUGCGACCAGACAGGCCUGAGAGCUUAACGAACCCAAGGAAUCCUUUGUACGCUUGGGUUGUCCAUCUGAUCACUGCUCUCUUGCUUUACGGCUACUUGAUUCCCAUCUCGCUCUACGUCUCCAUCGAGUUGGUGAAAGUACUGCAAGCGACUUUCAUCAACCACGACUUGCAGAUGUAUGAUAGCGAGAGCGGGACUCCAGCUGAGGCGCGCACGUCCAAUUUAAACGAAGAGCUGGGACAAGUUGACACCAUCCUUUCUGAUAAAACGGGAACGCUGACGUGUAACCAGAUGGACUUUCUUAAAUGCUCGAUUGCUGGUACUUCUUACGGUGUCCGUGCCAGCGAAGUAGAGCUAGCUGCUGCAAAGCAGAUGGAGAUGGAUCUCGAGGAUGAUGACAUUACAAACCUUCCUAUGAGUAAAGGCAGGACACAACGCUACACGAAGCUUGCCAGCAAGACGUCGUCGGAUUUUGAGCUGGAGACUGUAAUCACUGCUAGCGACGAGAAGGAUCAGAAGAAGACCAGUGGUAUCAAGGGGUUUAGUUUUGAGGAUAAGCGUCUAAUGGAUGACAACUGGGUGAAUGAGCCUAAUUCAGAUGACGUUUUGAUGUUUUUCCGUAUACUGGCGGUUUGUCAUACUGCUAUUCCUGAGGUGGAUGAAGAUACUGGGAAGUGUACUUAUGAAGCUGAGUCUCCUGAUGAAGUUGCUUUCCUUGUUGCUUCUAGGGAGUUUGGUUUUGAGUUCACUAAGAGAACUCAGUCAAGUGUUUUUAUAGCUGAACGGUUCUCACCUUCAGGCCACCCAGUUGAUAGAGAAUACAAAGUAUUAAAUCUAUUAGACUUUACUAGCAAAAGAAAAAGAAUGUCUGCCAUUAUCCGAGAUGAGGAAGGGCAGAUUCUUCUACUCUGUAAAGGCGCUGACAGCAUCAUAUUUGACCGGUUAUCAAAGAAAGGAAAAGAUUACCUGGGAGCUACUUCAAAGCACUUGAAUGAAUAUGGUGAAGCUGGUUUGCGUACAUUGGCACUCGGUUAUAGAAAGCUGGAUGAAGCUGAGUAUGCGGCAUGGAACAGUGAAUUUCACAAAGCUAAAACUUCAGUAGGAGCUGAUAGAGAUGAAUUGCUGGAGAAGGUAUCAGAUAUGAUGGAAAAGGAAUUGAUCCUUGUUGGAGCUACUGCUGUAGAGGACAAACUUCAAAAAGGGGUGCCUCAAUGCAUAGAUAAUCUUGCCCAAGCUGGUCUUAAGAUAUGGGUUUUGACUGGAGAUAAGAUGGAGACAGCAAUAAACAUAGGAUAUGCCUGCAGCUUACUCCGACAGGGUAUGAAGCAGAUAGCCAUUUCAUUUACCAAUGUAGAGGAGUCUUCACAGAACUCUGAAGCUGCUGUAAAGCAGAACAUAUUAAUGCAGAUCACAAAUGCCUCACAGAUGAUCAAAAUAGAAAAGGAUCCACAUGCAGCGUUUGCCUUGAUCAUUGAUGGGAAGACACUUACCUAUGCUUUGAAGGAUGAUGUCAAGUAUCAGUUUCUUGCACUUGCAGUUGCCUGUGCAUCCGUAAUUUGCUGUCGCGUGUCUCCUAAACAAAAAGCACUUGUAACAAGGCUAGCUAAAGAAGGAACAGGGAAGACAACUUUAGCAAUCGGUGAUGGUGCAAAUGAUGUUGGGAUGAUUCAAGAAGCUCAUAUUGGUGUCGGCAUCAGUGGCGUUGAAGGCAUGCAGGCUGUAAUGGCAAGUGACUUCUCCAUAGCCCAGUUUCGGUUUCUGGAGAGACUACUUGUUGUCCAUGGACAUUGGUGUUACAAGAGAAUAGCCCAAAUGAUUUGUUAUUUCUUCUACAAGAACAUAGCGUUUGGCCUUACUCUCUUCUACUUCGAAGCCUUCACCGGGUUUUCUGGUCAAUCAAUAUUCAACGACUCCUACUUAUUACUCUUCAACGUUGUCCUAACCUCUCUCCCUGUCAUUUCUCUCGGAGUUUUUGAACAAGAUGUUCCUUCUGAUGUCUGCUUACAGUUUCCUGCAUUGUAUCAACAAGGCCCCAAGAACCUAUUCUUCGACUGGUACAGAAUCCUCGGAUGGAUGGGAAAUGGAGUUUACGCAUCCAUAGUCAUCUUCACACUCAACCUCGGAAUCUUCCACGUCCAAUCAUUCCGCUCUGAUGGCCAAACCGCAGACAUGAACGCCAUGGGAACGGCCAUGUUCACUUGCAUCAUUUGGGCAGUAAACGUUCAAAUCGCUCUAACCAUGAGCCACUUCACUUGGAUCCAACACGUGAUGAUUUGGGGAAGCAUAGGAGCUUGGUACAUCUUCCUCGCCCUUUACGGCAUGUUACCACCCAAACUCUCUGGCAACAUCUUCCACAUGCUCAUCGAGGUUCUAGCGCCUGCACCGAUCUUCUGGCUCACCAACCUCCUGGUCAUAGCGGCCACAACACUCCCUUACUUGUUUCACAUCUCGUACCAAAGAUCAGUGAACCCUCUCGACCAUCAUAUUAUACAAGAGAUCAAGCAUUUCAGGAUCGAUUUGGAGGAUGAGAGAAUGUGGAAACGAGAGAAGUCAAAGGCUAGAGAGAAGACAAAGAUUGGUUUCACGGCUAGGGUCGAUGCUAAGAUAAGACAGCUAAGAGUCAAGCUUCACAGGAAACAUUCGGUUUUGAGUGUCAUCAGUGGGACUUCUUCUAAUGAUACAGCUUCAAACAUGAUUUGAUACCCAAGUAAGUUUUGUUUUAACUCAUUGUUUUCUAUGAGUGGGUUUCAAAAUAGAUGAAAAUAUAUAAAAAAAAAUUAUACUCUUUGUUUUCUCACUAUUCAAAUCGUUUAUAUGAUUUAGAACAAUUAGAAAAGAAUUGUACUGUGUUUGUGUAUGCGUACACUAAUAUCCUAAUGGAAAAAAAGAGACGUGAUUACUGAUUUAAUAAUCUAUUUUUAUUGUUUGUGUAUACUGUACUUUGUUUUUUAAACGAGCCCAUAUAUAAUAAUUAUAUAUCCACUAAAAGCUUAAUCGACGCCUAUUACGAAAAACUUUGUGUAUCAGACGAGAAAAUAAAUAAAUAUUGCAUGAGACUAAGAAGAAACAUGUUCAGAUGAGACAUAUAUGUUCGAAAAUGAGACGAGAGGUAUCGAUGAGUAGAGAGAGAGAGAGAGAAACAGACAAAGAUGGGUCAAAAAUCAAAAUAAGAAGCU